AUGCUAUUCUCUCGUAUUUUUUCACAAAUUAAUUCAAUUAAUUCAGGCAAAAACGUUAAAAACAUUCAAAGUUCUAUAAAAUUGUAUUCUAAUUUUUAUUAUAAUAAUAAUAAACGAUCAACUGGACAAAUUUUAAAACUUCAGUUUACAAAUUUAUCGAAAAAUAAUUUUCAAUUUAAAAGGAAUUAUACAAUCAAUAAUAACAAUAUUAUUAAUCAUGAAUAUAAAAAGGCAAAAACUAAUAAAACCCUCUUUACUCAAAUUAUCUUAAUACUUGCUCCAAUUAUAACUUUUGGUCUUGGUACUUGGCAAGUACAACGUUUACGUUGGAAAGUCGGGUUAAUAGAAGAAUAUGAAGACCAAACCUUGCCCGAAUAUUUCUAUAGACGCAUUAAAACUUCUGGAAAAUUUCGACAUGACCAAGAAAUGCUAAUUGGUCCUCGUACUUUUAAUAAUAACCUUGGUUAUUAUGUAAUUACACCACUUGAACGAGAAAACGGGACAACAAUAUUAGUUAAAAGAGGAUGGAUAUCUAGAGAUAAAAUUGAUUCUCCAUUCAGAAGAAAUGAUCAGAAAUCUUGGUUUACUCCAAAAAAUGAACCAGAUCAAAAUCAAUGGAUAUGGAAUGAUAUUGAAAAUAUGGCAGAAAGGACGGGAGCUCAACCUGUCUUAAUCGAGCAGAAUUUAGUUUGUUCGCCUCAUUUAAUAAAUCAAAUAAUUCAAGAUGGAAUCCCCGUAGGUAAAAUGCCUAUCGUGGAUUUACGUAAUACGCACUUGCAAUAUGCGGUAUUCGUUGUCCUUAGCAACAAGCAUUAUGCUCUAUUUUCUCUUCAGGAAACCACCGGAUGGGCAUGUGGUACGUCAAGUGAUGAAAGGUUAAAAAGCAAAGCAAGCAUUCAUUAA
Diversispora eburnea is the source of this 903-nucleotide messenger RNA. NCBI's taxonomy places the organism in Eukaryota, Fungi, Glomeromycota, Glomeromycetes, Diversisporales, Diversisporaceae. The record is from the annotation of a GenBank genome assembly.